Molecule: messenger RNA, 1984 nt
Organism: Solea senegalensis (Senegalese sole)
Lineage: Eukaryota; Metazoa; Chordata; Actinopteri; Pleuronectiformes; Soleidae
Product: zinc finger protein 2 homolog
Exons: 4
Coding region: 100-1857 (585 amino acids)
Biological process (GO): regulation of transcription by RNA polymerase II
Cellular component (GO): nucleus
Molecular function (GO): RNA polymerase II cis-regulatory region sequence-specific DNA binding; DNA-binding transcription activator activity, RNA polymerase II-specific
Source: RefSeq, a predicted model, not a curated record
GCGGACUCUCUCUCCCGCCACCGCACGGACCAUGGCCAGUGAGGCACGGAGCGGAAGCGGUGUGUUUGUGUUAGCUUAGCCUAGCCGCGGAGCAUCGUCAUGUCCACAGUGGACAGUUUGAGAGAGUUGGUCACGCGGACACUUACCACUGCUGUCCAACACAUACACACACACUUCACACACACCGUCGCACAGUAUGAACGCGAGCGCGAACGGCGACUGUUGGAGAUAAAACGGCUGAGGACCGACUGUCCACAGCAGCAGGUUUGUAAAGAGGAGGAGGAGAUCUCCAGUGAGGACCAGGAGGAAAGAGGACCUGUGCAGGUGAAAGAGGAGGACGUAUGCAGCAGUCAGGACGCAGAUCCUGAGACACGCGUGCUGAGUCACUGUAACGCUCAGACGCAAUUUGUCCGGCAGCGACUCAGCGCUGCUGUUGAACAACUCUUCACCGUCCUCAGUGAAACUCUGGCCGAGUGCGAGGAGGACGUGGAUGGUCAGCGACGGCGACCCCUGCUGGACAAGCUUCAAAAACCUGAGCUGCAGAGAAAAAAGCUCCAGCAGCAGCAUGUCUGUAAAGAGGAGGAGGAGGAGGAACCUCCUCGGGUCAAAGAGGAGCAGGAGGAGGAGCCAUGCAGCAGUCAGGAGGAACAUCAGCUUGUCGUGAAGCAGGAAAACCACACCUUCACGUUCACGUCGUCAGACACUGACCGGCAGCUUCUCUGUCACCACUCUGCUACGACCACAGAGAUUCACCAUGGCAGUCGGAGUGAGUUUGUAGACGAGCAGCUGACCGUCGCUGUCGACGAGACCUUCAAUGUCCUCGAGAGGUUCUUUGUCGGCUACGAGGAGGAGAUCAGACGUCAGCGCGGACUGACGGACAAAGUCUGGAAGAACAAGCUGCUGAGGAGCGAGCUUCAGCAGCAGGACGUCUGUGAGGAAGAUGAUCUGGACGAAGAAAGUCCACAGAUUAAAGAGGAGCAGGAGGAGGAGCCAUGCAGCAGUCAGCAGGAACGUCAGCAGAAUGUCACCGUCCUGCCCGCUCCUGCUGCAGAGGACGGUCUCAGUGGUGACCCAGAGCAGACCGCAGGAAGUGACCCCACACCAAAGAAACGUGCCGACGCAAAGUCCUUCACAUGUGACACAUGUGGGAAAGCUUUCGGGCGUAAGUACCUGCUGGCGUCACACGUGAGGACACACACGGGCGAGAAGCCGCACGCGUGCCAAACGUGCGGGAACAGGUUCAACCAGAAAUCGGCUCUGACGCAGCACAUGAGGACUCACACGGGCGAACGGCCGUACGUCUGCAUGACCUGCGGGAAGACGUUCGGCCACACGUCGUCGCUGCGCGCUCACCAGCGCACGCAUACUGGCGAGAAGCCACACGAGUGCCAGGUCUGUGGCCGCCGCUUCGCACUGCCCGAGCUCUUCGUCCGCCACGCGAGGGUCCACACGGACGAGCGGCCAUACACCUGCCCGACGUGUGGCCGAGCGUUCAGACAGAGCACGUCGCUGACCGUGCACCUGAGGACGCACACUGGCGAGAAGCCGUACCUGUGCAGCUUCUGCCAGAAGGGCUUUGUCGACAAGUCAGGACUGAACGCUCACCUGAAGAUCCACCUGGGCGAGAAGCCGUUUGGCUGCAUUACGUGUGGGAAGUUUUUCCGGAACAGUAAUCAGCUGAAGAUUCACACGAGGAUCCACACGGGGGAGAAGCCGUAUUCCUGCAGCCACUGCUCAAAGACCUUCAACCAGAUGUCGUCUUUUCAGAAGCACCUGGAGACUCACGGACAUGCCUACUGCACAUUUGUGGGAGGAGACACUGCAGAUUCCUCCCAGUCAUCGUCAUGGGAGACGUAGCGGAGCAUCAGCAUAUGGAUAUUAUAUCUUUAAUAAGAUUUUAGAUCAGGUUACGUGAUGAUUAAGUGUCUUUGAUUUUAAAGGCUGUUGCAUUGAAAAUCAUAUUUAUUUUAUUAAAUAUGAUUUA